Messenger RNA from Serpula lacrymans var. lacrymans S7.9, 386 nucleotides. RefSeq lists its product as uncharacterized. The coding region runs from base 190 to 348 and encodes 52 amino acids. Lineage: Eukaryota; Fungi; Basidiomycota; Agaricomycetes; Boletales; Serpulaceae. The transcript has 3 exons. The record is from RefSeq and is a predicted model, not a curated record.
GUCGGUCUGAAUACUUGCAACCCUACUAAACUCUGUACUCGUUCAGCGCUCGUGUUUACGACGGGUGAAAAAAGAGUAAGAUUCAGAGUGAAAGCCCUACGAGUACAGCGCUAAGGUAAGACUUUGACUGAUGAAAGGGCACGGGGUCGGGCUGGGAGGAUGGGGGAGCUGUGUCGAGUCAAGGAGGGGAUGUGUGAUUCUGAUAGAAGAGCACGGCUGUGUAAGGUUAGGGAGUGGAAUGGAAUCCCAGCUUCGUUGCCCAAAGGAACUGCUCAGAUCAACAUUCUUCACGUGAAUUUGGUUGGCGCUGGGCAACAUCACGGUUGUGCAUUCAUCGCCUUGGUAUGAUAACAUAAAUUAAAGCUGCUGUAGUGAUCCGCUCAGAU